AUGUUCGUUGUUCUGCCCAGACUUGAAUGGCGUAUGACAUCAUAUUCGGCUGUGGGCGGCAAUUGCCGUGUAUUCGGCAAACACCCCUUGAAACCUUUGCCGUUGGAAUAUCAAAAUCGUCAACUAUGCAACGCAGGGCGCGUGCAGUGUGCACCAGAUGCCACAGUCAUCCGUUGUGACCUAGAAGGUCGACCAAGUGGCGCUUGCAGCCGUUGCGAGCAUGGAGGCCACAUGUGUCAGCCUCAUAUUGGACCCCGGAAGCAAAGAAAAGCCCUCCGCUCUUCACUUCAUUCAUCAGAUACAAGUCUCCUGUCGCCAAGUGGAGCAGUCCCAGCGACACAGGAAAAUAGAGUACAGGAAGCCACACCCUCUCACUCGAGUCCUCUUGGUCAUCGGGAUAUAACCUGUUGGGGGCCUGGAGACUCCAUUGGUUCACAACAGCCGAAUUCCAUCGAUGGAAGUCAGCUCGUUCUAGAAGCUUGUCGCCUUCCGCCUCCCGUCGUCGCCCAAGCCCUUACGGAUUUCUAUUUCCGUGAACUUUUCUACUUCGUCCCAGUUUUAGAUCGCGGUCAAUCUGAGAUACAAGCCUCUACGUUGCUGCAGCAGUGCCUGUAUUUUGCGGGAAGUACCAUGCGUCAAACAGCAGGCCCAGCCGAGUGGACCACAUUUGCCAUUUAUGGCCGGGUUAAAACAUUACUCUUUUUGCACCACGAUCCAGCUCCACUGAAUAUGCUCAGCGCACUCUGCAUUCUCAGCACUUGGCUUCCAUAUUCCCCGGACGCGGUAGUGCUAGAUAACCCGUGGCAAUGGACUGGUAUGGCGAUCCGACUUGCGAUCCAGUUACAUUUGCAUGAAAAAGAGGCAUAUAGCCGAUUGGAGCAUCCGGAGAGAGCACGCAGAAUGUGGUGGUAUCUCUUUAUCAACGAUACUAUGCAGACGGCCUGCUGUGGGCGCCCUGGAAUGUUCCCCUUGAAAACGUCUGUACCACUGCCAGUUCCCAGUGACUUCAAAGAUCCUGAUCUCGGAUCAAGCGUUUUUUGUCAGUUGGCAUAUCUCUGUACAGGCCUUAGGCAGGUUCUGGAUCUGGCUCGAGUUGAUAAAACCUCCUCAGAGGAAGUGAAUUCACUUCUAGAGACACUGGGACUGCAGAGACAAGUGUGGCCUCCCGAGAUGCAACUGUUCAACACAGGGUCUAGACAACCAUAUAGCCGCCCUGUUGUUGAACUCCACAUAUUUUACCUGGUGACUGUUAUCUUGACGUGCUUCCUUGGCCGCCAGCACAACCCGUCGUCAUUCAAAUACGCCUCAAUGACUGCUUCAUCCUGUAUUUCUCGGCUAUAUGAGGAGAUUCUCUACCACGAGGAUGUUCGAUACUUGCUACCAAUCCAUUCUUGGGCUAACCUUAUCGCUGGAAUCCCACGAGCUUUUAGCGACAGCGAGACAUUGAACCCAAAUCGAGACGAGGAGCUCAGAAUCAGCAAACAGGUGCUGGAAACUAUGAGUGAGAAGCAUACCUCGGCUGCUUUUGUACUCGACAAAAUCAAGAGUCUGAAUAAUAUGCGCACAGAUGCCUUUCCCGCUCAAGCUGAUAAUACGUGGGGUGCUCUUCCGGUUCCUGGGCAAAUGCAGCUGGCUCAGCUCUUCCCAUUUCCCUCGAACUUUUGCCCUAUGCUCAAUCUUCUAAGAACAGCGGAGGCUAGCGAAAAUCAACCGCCGGACGCGCUUCUUACUUUGCCUACAGAUAGCAAUGAUUGGCCGAUUGACUGGUCUUUCUUCUUAUUUGACGGUCCCAUGAGCUUCUGA
Molecule: messenger RNA, 1803 nt
Organism: Penicillium coprophilum
Lineage: Eukaryota; Fungi; Ascomycota; Eurotiomycetes; Eurotiales; Aspergillaceae
Product: fungal specific transcription factor domain-containing protein
Exons: 3
Coding region: 1-1803 (600 amino acids)
Biological process (GO): DNA-templated transcription
Molecular function (GO): zinc ion binding; DNA binding
Source: RefSeq, a predicted model, not a curated record